Physcomitrium patens is the source of this 2923-nucleotide messenger RNA. RefSeq lists its product as uncharacterized. NCBI's taxonomy places the organism in Eukaryota, Viridiplantae, Streptophyta, Bryopsida, Funariales, Funariaceae. The record is from RefSeq and is a predicted model, not a curated record.
UUCGAUGAAUUCUGGAGAAAAAUUUAGCUCUAUUAUCUAAUUUUUCGUUUGUAUGUUUUCUUUCGUUUAAUCCAAAUUUUCCAAUAAACUAAAAUUUCACUGAUAUAUAUUUUUGAAUUGGUUCUCAUAAUAAUAAUAGCAAAUGAAUAAAUAAACCAAUUUCUUAAAUCUAUUUUAUUUUAAUAUGAACAUUGAAUUAUAUUAACCAGAAAAGAUCUAUUCAGCUGAACAUUAAAACAGUUUAGGCACACUUCAAUAAACCUUUAGCUUUGAAAACUUGUGUGAAAAAAAGAAAAAAACUUGAAACUCUGCGCAAUUUUCAAAUAGUUUACUUUUGUUUUGAAAAAAAAGAUUUCUUCACGACAAGGCAUGGGAACCAGUUCACACAACCGGGAACGAUCUAUAGCAAAAAAAAACUCAAAAAGAAGAGGCGCGCUGACGUUGAUUUGAACUGAGAAUGGCGGAAGUUUUAAGGAGCCAUGGUGAAGGUAAAAUUCAGCGACGCCAGAGCCUGUGAAUUAGAAGAACCAGUUGCAGCCGACAGUCAUUUUUGAUGUCUCCACGAGGCCCUUUGUGAUGUUGCGCAUGAGGUUGCGGACGGUGUUCUCAUGAGCCGAUUUGUUCAUUUGUGAUGAGUUAUCUAUGCCGUCGCAGUACGUAAAUCGACGUGGAGUAGCAGAAGAAGAAGAAGCAGAAGCAGUGACAGACAGGUGCGCGUGGAAGUAUGCGUUGGGAGAUUUAUUCGGCUCCGCAGUCUUGCUGCAGCCAAGAGGAGGAUUGUUUUACGAAUAUUAAGUGGAGUCCGAGCAAGGGGAGUAGCCUAGGUUACAGCGCAGAGCAACUGGCAUUGUUGCAGGAGGAUGUCUGGUUUGAACAGGAACAGUUAAAGCAGGGGUGAAUGCACCAGAGCUAUAUUUUAAUUUGUGGCGAGCGUGGUGCUUUCAUCAUGGCUGGGGCAUCUGGCACACCGGAAAGCUUGAGUGAACAGAGAGAGAUUUUACUGCAUGGCAUCGCUCUGUUCAUAGUUUUAUGGAAUUCGAUGAUCCCCACUGUACAUGCUGAAGUGCUGGCACCAGCAACACUCAACCUUACACUAUUUACCAUGGCUCCAACCAAGGCAUUUCUCAAUUCACCAGGGCAAAAGGUAUCACUUGAAGUACCAUCCAUUUCGGCGUCUCAUUUGCCGAAGUUCGCACCUGCUGCUGGCCGAAACCCCGACACUCUGCUCACUUCACCUUCCAUUCUUAGUUCAGAAUAUGCCAUGAAUAACAAGGGUCAUAAGCUAUACACGACACAGUUACUUGCGUCACGUGGAUUGCUAGUGACAAAAAUGGCAUGCAGCAUGCCGUCCACCGAGAGUAGGUACAACGAAGGCACUCCGUCGAAUAACUUGAGACACAGGACGAUUGUUCCCAUUGUAGGAUCGCUGACUUCAUAUUCAGAGAACUCCAGCCUAGGCCCCACUCUGGACUACCCUAAUCUGGAUGUUUCGCCUGCCUGUCGGGUUCAUCGGCUGCGUAGCCAACAGACGCUCGAAAUUUUCGAUGCUUCGGCAAAUGCUAGUUCAGUGCGUGUGAUUCUGUCCAACAUGAUUCACCAACGGAAGUAUGUCAUUGAGAAGGUCGGCCUGACUGGUCCCUUUCCAGAUCUGUGGGCAGACACCAAUCUCACUACACUCGGCCUCUCCAGGAACAGUCUUGAAGGUCCAAAGUCAUCCAAUAUCUCCAAUCUUUCCCAAUCGAUGGACCUUGAGCUGGGUUCUAAUUCAACGAGGGGAAAAAUUCCAUCGUUGCCUGAAGAUCUUAUCGACCGCAGCGGCCCUGAACACAACAUCAACAACAACAACAGACGUUCUGGAUCCGUCCCAACCAACCUCGGGAAUGUCGCUAAUGCUCAUUUAGAUCGUAGCAACUGCAGUUUCAUGGGGACCAUUCCAGCGUCUAUUGGCAGAGUUUCUGAGUUGCAGCAGUUGGAUCUCAGCAACAAUUCUAUCAAAAGUUUCAAACUAUUCGUGUAUCACUUCCUUUGUCAGCUUCACGAGUUCAAGGCGGUUCGAAACGCUCAGCUGUGCCACAAUGCCACCACAUUGCCUCCAAAGAUAGCUGAAGUACUGACUUUGUGCAAUGUUAGUGGCUUGAUCGGUGGGCAGAGUGUCGUCCCUCGGCGACCGCCAGCGCCAGCGCCACCGCCACCGCCCUAUGUUUUCCCUCCAACACAACCUCCGUAUGCCGAAGCUCCAGGACCCUCUCAACAAGAGCAAAUUUCAGAAGGAGCGAGAGAACUGGUUUUGAUAAUAACAGGUUUUCUGGUUGCCUCGUUCUGUUUUACCAUCUUCAUGUUUGCGUGGAAACAAAUCUUCCGCGGUGGUAAGAGGGGUCGUCGGAUUCACAACGAUCCCAUGUUAGAUCCGGUUCACGAUAAUCCCAUGGAUGAUCCGGUUCACGACAAUCCCAUGAAUGAUCCGGUUCACGAUAAUCCCAUGAAUGCUAAUCUCUGAAUUAUGACGAGCUGAAGCCACAAUCUUUCGGAAUUAGGGUAAAAUGCAACGAAGAGAAGGCGAUUCAAGCUUCCUGAGCUGCAUUUGCACUUCUGAGUGGAGGUCAUUGCACCUUCGCAAUCAGGGGCAGUUAAGGGUGUGGAGCUAUUGCCAUCCCUCUGCCUGCGCCUCGCAUCUCCUCGUCCUGCACCACACCCUAGCUGCAUAGACUAGGUAUAGUUCUGUUGCAGAGUAAAGCCUACCCUGUGGCAAAAUGAACAUUUCCAAUGAGUUGAUCAGAAGCUAAAUAGGAAAAUUAGGUCAAUUAUAUCUUUACGGUACCGCCCCUUGAAACACUUGACCGAAACCUUAAACUGAGUUUCUCUCACUAUCUUAUCAAUUUGAUCACAUUGUUGUGACUUGACAUAUUAGACAAAAUACUUUUAA